Letharia columbiana is the source of this 573-nucleotide messenger RNA. RefSeq lists its product as uncharacterized. The record is from RefSeq and is a predicted model, not a curated record. The transcript is spliced from 2 exons. NCBI's taxonomy places the organism in Eukaryota, Fungi, Ascomycota, Lecanoromycetes, Lecanorales, Parmeliaceae. The coding region runs from base 1 to 573 and encodes 190 amino acids.
AUGUCCUACCGAGACCCAAGCCCCAGGGGCUCUACCAAAACGCUAUGGUCAAGGAAAUCCUUUCACAACAGAAUACUUCUGGGACGGAAAGCUUCCGGAGGUACGGACGUUGGCCUGUGGAACGGGUACAAAGAUUUUUCAAUUCGGGACCCAAGUAACUAUCUGGAGCUACGUCAUAAGGCACCGCCUGCCGUUGUCCUUAGAACGGACCAGGACUUCGAGUACUCCAGAGAAGCAGUACAAGCGAAGUGCGGUACCGCGUUUGACAGCGUCGAUCUUAGCAGCUUUCAGCGGAGCAUCUACGAGAACGCGGACGAGGCCCACUGGUAUAUGAAUCACGGUCCGGGCGGGUUACCAGACUUCAACUGGACCGAGGAACAAGACAGAUUCGAACUCGAACACCAGCAAACUCAAAGGCCGCUGGAAAAUACAGACCACUCUCCAAAAACACCGUCGGUCUCGCCGCUCACGUCACUACAUCGUCCAAAAGCAGAAACAACACCAGUGAUCGUCCCAAACGACUCUCCACAAACGCCAUCGGAGGUCAUCACUGACAGAUUCGCAACCCCCUAA